Molecule: messenger RNA, 3046 nt
Organism: Brienomyrus brachyistius
Lineage: Eukaryota; Metazoa; Chordata; Actinopteri; Osteoglossiformes; Mormyridae
Gene: tnpo2b
Product: transportin-2
Exons: 25
Coding region: 206-2893 (895 amino acids)
Biological process (GO): protein import into nucleus
Cellular component (GO): cytoplasm; nucleus
Molecular function (GO): small GTPase binding; nuclear import signal receptor activity
Source: RefSeq, a predicted model, not a curated record
CAAUCGCGCUCAAACGCGCGCAUCCCUGUAAAGUGGACAAGGACUGCAAGCGAAAGUAGAGGGAGAAAGCAGGAGGAGUGGCGGUGGCUGCAAGAAGCAGAGUGUUCAUUGCAGAUUAAGUAUCGCUGCAGUCCUCUGGCGUGUUUGUUGGUAGCUGAUACCUUUUGACGAAAGGAUUAAGGAUUCGUUUGGAGAAGUGUCUGAGAUGGAGUGGCACCCGGACGAGCAGGGACUCCACCAGGUUCUUCAACUCCUGAAGGAUUCGCAGUCUCCGAACACAGCAACGCAGAGGGCUGUGCAGGAAAAACUGGAGCAGCUGAACCAGUAUCCUGACUUCAAUAAUUAUCUCAUAUUUGUCUUAACAAGCCUGAAAUCUGAAGAUGAGCCCACUCGCUCUCUCAGCGGCCUGAUCCUGAAGAACAACGUAAAAGCCCACUACCAGAACCUUCCGCAGGCCGUGGCUGACUUCAUCAAGCAGGAGUGCCUGAACAACAUCGGGGACCCUUCGCCCCUCAUCCGGGCCACCAUCGGGAUCCUUAUCACGACCAUCGCCUCCAAGGGGGAGCUUCAGAUGUGGCCUGAGCUUCUCCCUCAGCUGUGUAACCUGCUGAACUCUGAGGACUACAAUACGUGUGAGGGCUCAUUCGGUGCCCUGCAGAAAAUCUGUGAGGACUCCUCAGAGCUGCUGGACAGUGAAGCCCUGGAUCGGCCCUUAAACAUCAUGAUCCCCAAGUUCCUGCAGUUCUUCAAACAUUGUAGCCCCAAGAUCAGGUCCCACGCCAUCGCCUGCGUGAACCAGUUCAUCAUCAGCCGCGCUCAGGCACUGAUGGACAACAUCGACACUUUUAUUGAGAGCCUGUUUGCCCUGGCAGCAGACGAGGACUGCGAGGUGAGGAAGAACGUGUGCCGAGCCCUGGUGAUGCUGCUGGAGGUCCGCAUCGACAGACUUAUCCCCCACAUGCACAGCAUCAUACAGUACAUGCUGCAGCGCACGCAGGACCCUGAUGAGAACGUGGCCCUGGAAGCCUGCGAGUUCUGGCUCACCCUGGCGGAGCAGCCCAUCUGCAAGGAGGUGCUGUCCAGCCACCUCCUCCAGCUGACCCCCAUCCUGGUGAACGGGAUGAAGUACUCGGAGAUCGACAUCAUCCUCUUAAAGGGAGACGUGGAGGAGGAUGACACGGUGCCCGACAGCGAACAGGACAUCAAGCCGCGCUUCCACAAGUCGCGCACUGUCACACUGCAGCACGAGGGCGGGGGUGGGGGUGGCGGUGGCGGCGGCGAGGAGGGUGAGGAUAUUGACGAGGACGAGGACGAUGACGAUGACACGCUGUCCGACUGGAACCUCAGGAAGUGCUCAGCGGCCGCCCUGGACGUCCUGGCCAAUGUGUUUCGGGAGGAGCUGCUGCCUCACCUGCUGCCCCUGCUGAAGGGGCUCCUCUUCCACCCCGACUGGGUCAUCAAGGAGUCCGGUAUCCUGGUGCUGGGGGCCAUCGCAGAAGGCUGCAUGCAGGGCAUGGUGCCCUACCUGCCCGAGCUCAUCCCCCACCUCAUCCAGUGCCUAUGUGAUAAGAAGGCCCUGGUUCGCUCCAUCGCCUGCUGGACCCUCAGCCGCUACGCCCACUGGGUGGUCAGCCAGCCGCCCGACUCCUACCUCAAGCCGCUCAUGACGGAGCUGCUCAAGAGGAUCCUGGAUGGGAACAAGAGGGUGCAGGAGGCAGCCUGCAGCGCGUUCGCCACCCUGGAGGAGGAGGCCUGCACAGAGCUGGUCCCCUACCUCAGCUUUAUCCUGGACACGCUGGUUUUUGCCUUUGGGAAAUACCAGCACAAGAACCUGCUCAUCCUGUACGACGCCAUCGGCACGCUGGCCGACUCCGUGGGCCACCACCUGAACCAGGCGGAGUACAUCCAGAAGCUGAUGCCCCCUUUAAUCCAGAAAUGGAAUGAGCUGAAAGAUGAAGACAAGGACCUGUUUCCCUUGCUGGAGUGUCUGUCCUCCGUGGCUACAGCCUUGCAGAGCGGCUUCCUACCCUACUGCGAACCGGUGUACCAGCGCUGCGUCACCCUGGUGCAGAAGACUCUUGCUCAGGCCAUGAUGUACAUCCAGCACCCAGACCAGUAUGAGGCCCCCGACAAAGACUUCAUGAUCGUGGCUCUGGACCUGCUGAGUGGGCUGGCUGAGGGCCUGGGGGGGCACGUGGAACAGCUGGUGGCCCGGAGCAACAUCAUGACCCUGCUCUUCCAGUGCAUGCAGGACACCAUGCCGGAGGUGAGACAGAGCUCCUUUGCGCUGCUUGGCGACCUAACCAAGGCCUGCUUCCCUCACGUCAAGCCCUGCAUUGCGGAGUUCAUGCCGAUCCUUGGAACCAACCUGAACCCAGAGUUCAUCUCCGUGUGCAAUAACGCCACCUGGGCCAUUGGUGAGAUCUGCAUGCAGAUGGGUGCUGAGAUGCAACCCUAUGUGGGUCUGGUCCUCAACAACCUGGUGGAGAUCAUCAAUAGACCCAACACGCCCAAGACUCUCUUGGAAAACACAGCCAUCACAAUUGGUCGGUUGGGGUACGUGUGUCCACAGGAGGUGGCCCCCAUGUUGCAGCAGUUCAUCCGACCUUGGUGCACGUCCUUACGGAACAUCCGAGACAACGAGGAGAAAGACUCCGCCUUCCGGGGGAUCUGUGUGAUGAUUGGCGUGAACCCCGGGGGCGUCAUCCAGGACUUCAUCUUUUUCUGUGACGCCGUGGCAUCCUGGGUGAGCCCCAAGGAGGACCUGAGAGAGAUGUUCUACAAGAUCCUCCACGGCUUCAAGGACCAAGUGGGCGAGGACAACUGGCACCAGUUCUCGGAGCAGUUCCCCCCCCUGCUGAAGGAGCGGCUGUCCGCCUGCUACGGCGUGUAGCCCCCCCAGGGCACGUCAGGUGUCCUGAAGGGAGGGUUGCUGGGAAGUCGUUCGUCUCCGUGUAUUGCACUGCCCCGGUCGUGGGGGAGCGGGACCCCUGCAGCCGGCUCCACCAGACGGAGCCCACCCCCAUGUGUCUGUGAUGAAGGGGGG